AUGGAUCUCACGCAAUGCAGCAAUGUUGCAGGAGCGCAAAAAGCUGAUCUUAUAAUCUCAGCUUGUGAUCGUACUUUGUACAAGGAUCUGUGCACAAAAACCCUUCAAUCUGACUCGGAGAGCCGUGGGGCUACUGAUAUUGGCGUGCUAGCCAAAGUUGCACUGCAGCAGACGUCAUCCCUGGCUAAGCAAAUUCAGGGCCAGCUCUCCAAACAGAAAGAUAAAUCCGCUGCCUUUAAAGAUUGCAAUGAGAACUACCAAGAUGCAAGUGAGCGACUCCAGGACUCCCUCACGUCCUUGAAGUCUAAAAAGUAUAGUGAUGUAUUAACAUGGGUGUCUGCUGCAAUGAGCGAUUCUGAUUCAUGUGAGAAUGGUUUGAAGGAAAUGGGCAAAGCCUCUCCCAUACUUAGUUUGAGUGCGACAUUCAGCCAGCUCUGCAGCAUUGUCUUGGCGAUUACCAAUAAACUGGCGGGUCACUAAUGUUUUAGCUGCUCUCAUUAUUAUAUAAUAUCAAUCUCUAUUGAGAGACUGAUCAUUAUCUCAUUAAACUGGCUAAGCUUUGCCCAAUAAAAAUUCUUGGUCUGUGAAACUUUAUAGUAUC
Molecule: messenger RNA, 601 nt
Organism: Carya illinoinensis
Lineage: Eukaryota; Viridiplantae; Streptophyta; Magnoliopsida; Fagales; Juglandaceae
Product: putative invertase inhibitor
Exons: 2
Coding region: 1-480 (159 amino acids)
Molecular function (GO): enzyme inhibitor activity
Source: RefSeq, a predicted model, not a curated record